Molecule: messenger RNA, 785 nt
Organism: Gaeumannomyces tritici R3-111a-1
Lineage: Eukaryota; Fungi; Ascomycota; Sordariomycetes; Magnaporthales; Magnaporthaceae
Exons: 2
Coding region: 10-429 (139 amino acids)
Biological process (GO): protein stabilization; negative regulation of apoptotic process
Source: RefSeq, a predicted model, not a curated record
CCGUCGUUCAUGGCCGAGACACACAUUCCUUACCCCCCACCCAGUCGCCCCCAACAAUCAGCAGCCACCAUGUCCGACGAUAAGAAGCCCGACGUCGACGACGAGGUGCAGGAGGAGACGGUGGCCAAGUCGGCCGAGGACCGCAAGGCGGCGGCGGCCAUGGCGUCGCUGGACGCGACGGGCGGCGACGACGACGCCUCGGCCUCGGCCGUCGACCGCGACGCCGUCAACAAGGCCAUGGGCCGCCUCGCCGGCGGCGCCACCGAGGAGAAGAAGGAAGUCAAGAAGGUCAAGGUCGACGCCGCCGACGUGGCUCUCUUGGUCGAAGAGCUGGAGCUGUCAAAAGCAAAGGCCACCGAGCUGCUCAAGCAGCACGACGGCGAUGCGGUCACGGCCAUGCGGGCGCACAUUGCGGUUUCGGUAGCAUAGCGCGACGGACCACAAGCGAUACGAAGGAGUGCACGUUUGCCCGUAUAAAAGACGAACGAACGCGCAGCGCCUGGAAUAUAAAUACACAUUGCGGUGCCUAUACAGCCUGUGCAGUACCCCGGAAGGGGGUCUGUUUGGAAAGGAGGGCCCAAGACUGGGUGUCUCUGAUAGCGAAGAGCAAAGUGCAGACGAGCAAUACGACAAGAUGAUGGAAUCAACGUAUAUGUCUAGCGGCCCACCUGACUGCCCAGGUAGAUAGACAAAGACACCAAUCAAUACAGUCACCGACCAAACCCGGAUCCCAGGGCAUAACUGGGCAGGUCGUCGACCGGAUCGCGGAGCCGCGCCGCAUAGAU